This is a messenger RNA of Condylostylus longicornis, 761 nucleotides long. RefSeq names its product mitochondrial intermembrane space import and assembly protein 40-B. The coding region runs from base 152 to 592 and encodes 146 amino acids. The transcript is spliced from 2 exons. Gene Ontology annotation, molecular function: protein-disulfide reductase activity. Gene Ontology annotation, cellular component: mitochondrial intermembrane space. Gene Ontology annotation, biological process: protein import into mitochondrial intermembrane space. Lineage: Eukaryota; Metazoa; Arthropoda; Insecta; Diptera; Dolichopodidae. The record is from RefSeq and is a predicted model, not a curated record.
CAAUCAUAAGAGUGUCUGAAGAUUAUUACGUCAAAACUAGAGCAUCAAUAACUUUAAUUGCAAAGUUUCAAGGGAUACCUUGUCAUUUCAAAGUGAAUAGUGCUUCACCUGUUUUAACAUCGUUUUUAAAGAAUUAUAUUUAGCAAAUAAAAUGUCUAUUAGUAAAGUUUUUGGAAAAGAUACCGUUAUUUUUGCUACUGCUGAAGAUCAUUCAACGCCAAGUACAAUAAAAUUGCCACCACCGGAACCAGCCCCUGGUCUUAUAUUACCUGAUGGAGAAAUUAAUUGGAACUGUCCAUGUUUAGGAGGAAUGGCAACUGGACCGUGCGGAGUAGAAUUCAGAGAAGCAUUUUCUUGUUUCCACUACAGUCAAGCCGAACCAAAAGGGUCAGAUUGUUAUGAUGCUUUUAAAACUAUGCAAGAUUGUUUUAGCAAUUACCCAUCGGUAUACAAUAAAAGCGACAUGGGUCAGGCCGAUGAUAAUAACGACAUUGAGGGGUUAGCGCAUUUGGAUGAUAGUUCUGAGGAUAGAGAAAAUGAUACGGUGGAAUCAAUUGAUGACAAAGCAACGACAAUUGAGGAAAAAAAGUAAUACUAAGAUUAAAUCAAACCCAUUCAUCUCCUUGCAAAUUGUUCAUGCCAAUUUCCAUGUCUGGGAAAGACAAUUUUAAAGAUGUGUUAAUUCUUCUUAGCUUAUAAGUUAGUCGAAAAUGUAUCAUAAUAAACAAUAAGCUGAAAUUACAACGACCAUGUAAUAUUUA